UUUUCGACCUGGCAACCACUUAGCGUGCUGGCCUGGCAUGUUGCGGUGGUGUCGUGUGGUGUGUAGUGUAGUGUAGAGAUCCAGCGUUUGACUGGUUUUGUGGAGAUUAGCCCAAAACUUUGUGUCGAAAUUAAUCCGGUGACCAACUGAAAGGGAAUAUUUACGUCUUGGUCUUUAAUAUCGUCCACAUGCUAUCACGUUCAGGCCGGGCUGAGACCCGAAGUCGGGCGAAAGAGGAUAUCAAACGGGUUAUCAAUGCCAUUGAUCGAGUUCGGAAAUGGGAAAAGAAAUGGGUGACGAUUGGUGACACAUCUGUAACAGUUUUGAAAUGGGUUCCAAUUACAGCUCAGGAAAAUCCAGGGGCUCUAAGAAAGGUGCCUGGAGUAAAGACCAAGACAUACUCAAAAGCUCGUGUAGAAAAAGAACGUGAGCUGUAUACUGAUUCGCUGUCUCAAGCCGAGGCAGACGCCCAGCUGCGGGCUGGUUCCCCGUCCAACAGCAACACUAACCUGUCAUCUGCCAGCAGCCCGUCCUCCAAGACACAGCACAGCAAUGGGGACAAGCAUAAGUCAGGGGUGGUCAGGAACAGCAGCGGUUCUGUGGUGUACACGGAAGAGACGACUCAGCAGUCUGUGGGCUCGUACUGCUCAGAAAACCUGAACGAGGACUCCAACAUGUCCUUCCCCGACCAGAGCGAGAACAGCCCGCACAACGAGAACACGAACGAGUUCUCUCACGACAGUAACGAUGUCUAUCCCGAGAUGAGAGUUGCUAUGAGCAUGGUGAGAGAAGAAGAGAGUGGAAAACCGGACCCUCCUGAAGAAAGUAAUGACGGAGGUCCACCAGAGCUGGAACCAGAAUCCGACGAACCAUUGGCCAAGAAACAAAGAACAGGAUCAUAAUGGAGGUUUCAUCUUCUGGUUAUUAUCAUCAUCAAUCAAAUGUGGACCAUUUCUUUAUGUCAUUCACUGGAAAGCUAUUAAUGAAAUUUGAACCGACCCAAUGUGUUUUUGUUAGUGGGGGCACACUGUACUUGAGUGUCUUCUGUUGUGUACGUUUGUGUAAGUGGGUACCAUGGCGACCUUUGAUUUCAGAAAGUGCAGAGUUGACCUACAAGGUCUUCAUCUAUUUAUAGUCUGUCCUAUUUUUACGCGUUGUUGGUACCAAUGUAUGUAUUACAGACCUACCAAGUACUCUGAUAAAACUAGAGCUUACCAAUGUAUUUUUGCUGUUCAUAGAGCCCAAUUUGGAUUUGCAAGAAAUCCAAUUUUUUUCUUUUUUUUUUCCUGAAUUCCAUUUCAAUCAGUCAUAUGCAACUUGUCAUAAAUGACAUGAAAAUACUUCUAGUUUAUUUCUAUAUUUAUUUAUAACAUUUGCGUAACUUAUCACCGUAAAUGAUGUGAAAAUACACAUUUUUAUGUCAGUGUGUAAUUUAAUAAUGCACGUUUUUUCUGCUACAGUCUGUUACAUAAUCUUAAAGAGUUCUGGAGACUCCAAUUCCCCCCCCCCCCCCCCCCCGCCUGCCUUCCUAAUUUUUUUGGGAGGAUUUUGAAGAAACUUUUUUUUAUCAUGGAGUAGUUGAUAGGCCUGAUAAUAUGUAAAAAUGUACUUGAGUGGACUCAAAUGACAUUGGGAUCAGGAAUGUGGCAAAGAUGAAGUAGGGGAGUUUUGUUUUUUUGUGUUUUGACAAUUCAAAUGUAUGAACUUUAAUUUCUUGUCUUCAUUUUGUGUGGUAGCGGUUAGUUGUAUUACUAAUUAAUGGCCCUACUGGUUUUGUGGGUUUUUUGUUUAGUUUUUCAAGUUGAGGAAACUCACAAAGACAGUUAAUUAAUGAAAUAUUGUUAUAGUGUUUGAAUUUACAAAUGCUAUAAAUUGUCUUUGUAACUGCUUAGAAUAAAAAAAGGUCUAGAUGUUAUUUCUGAUUCAAUUUGGCUUGAUUUUGCUGUUAAACAGUAGAUGGGGUGCUUUUUAAAAUUUGUCAUUCGUUACAGAAAAAUUUUUCCAUGAUUUAGAUUGGUGAUGGGCUGAAUUCUAUGAUCUCUCUUAGAAAUGUUAACACGAUAAUAGAUAUUUUUUGGUUGCUCUCACUGGGCAGGGGAAUUGUUUGUAUUAUAUAGUGCUAUGAAUUUGGACAAGUUUUGGAUCGUUUGGUUUUGUGUCAGAAUGGGUAUAUAGAUGAGAGGUUGAUGGCUGUUGCAGCAUGAUGUUAUUUUUACCAAAUACAGGAACUUGCAUAUUUUUACCUGAAGAUAAUUGAGCAUUUUUCAAGCUACAAGAUGAAUUAUGAAUGUUUGCAUGUUGUUAUAGUAAAGACUUGCUCAAAUAAAUUUGAAUGUAAUGGA
Molecule: messenger RNA, 2342 nt
Organism: Aplysia californica (California sea hare)
Lineage: Eukaryota; Metazoa; Mollusca; Gastropoda; Aplysiida; Aplysiidae
Product: BCL7-like protein
Exons: 8
Coding region: 189-902 (237 amino acids)
Source: RefSeq, a predicted model, not a curated record